This is a messenger RNA of Stylonychia lemnae, 1362 nucleotides long. Lineage: Eukaryota; Ciliophora; Spirotrichea; Sporadotrichida; Oxytrichidae. The record is from the annotation of a GenBank genome assembly.
AUGGGAAUAGACCAUGAGAGAGUUUUGAAUAUGGACUAGGUAAACUUAAGUCUCAUGAAUUGUAUGCUCUGUAAAUAAAUUCUAAAUAACCCUUGCAUGUGUGGUGUUUGCAAUUCUCACUUUUGCUACGAAUGCCUCAAAGAUGAACUCAAAUAAGAAGAUAUAAGAAAAUAAUCUCAAGCAGUUCAAGACUAAGAAAAUAUCAUAAUUGUUAGAUGCUAAUUCUGCACUCAUACUGAUAAAUUAGCUAAUAUUAGAAGACAUGAGAGAAAAUGUGAGCAUCGAGCUUCACCUAUGAAAUUUGCAGAUUAAAAAGGGCAAGCCACGAGUAAUUUGAACUAACUAUCAAAUGGAUACGGGAACUUUGAAUCAAUUCUAGGAUCUGAAAUGAGCUAAGAAUUAUAGCCAGAUUAUCCUGUAAAUGAAAUUAAACUAAAAUAUGACCAGUUUUAAGGAAAUACUUAAAGUAGAAAUCAGAAUCUGAUCAAGUAAGAAAUUAAGAUACCUUCAAUGAAAACUAUUCAAGUAACAAUUCCUGAAAAGAAAUUUCAAUACCUUCCUUCUUUUUAAAGAGCUGAAGAGGAAAUGAAAGAUAAUGUAAAUCAUUUAAGGAAUAGAUUUAUUUUCAAUAAUCUUAAGGUUCAGUAAACACUUCAAGAACUUAGUCAAAAACACUCUAGAGAGAGCAAUAUUAGUUCAUAUUCAAGCAAACCACACAAUCCGUAUUUGAGGCAAGUGCUGACCUAAAAUAUAUUUAACUCAAAUAACCAUCCAAUAAAAAUCCAAUAACAAAAUAGUCAAAUUCGUUAAACACCUAAUAAAACUUUUGAUGCAAGUUUUUCGAAAUUUUAGAAUGGCUAUUAAGAUAAUGCAAACCAACCUAUUGGAUAUUAAAGCAUACUCGAUAAAUACUAAAGUAAAAAUUUAUAUACUGAUGUUAUUCUGAAAGAAUUAUAUCAAACAAGAUUGCAACUUCAACAAAUGCAACAAAAGAUUGAUAAUCAGCAAAAUAGCAUGAUUAUGAGUCCUGUUUAUGAGAAGUAAUAUACAGUUAGUUUGACCUAGCCACCUGCUUCUUACAGUGUCCCUGCCUAUCAGAAUGAAUCGUUUUAAAAUCCUUUGCUAAAUAAUAAGCUUUCGUUUCAAACGGAUGUCCAUGGAAAUAUUGACUAUGAAAAUGUUCGAUACGACUAAAAGUUAGAAUAACUUUUUGGGAAAUUACAUGCUAAAGGAUUAUAAUCACAUUCUCCUGGAUAUUUAAGACCAAUGCCUUAGUAGAAUAUCUCAAUAAACAUGAGAGAAGAUAUGCUUCCUUCAAAUUCAACUUUGGUAUCUUUUCAUUCAGGCUAUGAACAACAAUGA